AUGGGAAGAUGCAACCUGUUUCCCUUGAGUUAUAUUUCAAGAAAAACAGAUAUCAGCAACAUAGACUGGUGCAGCUAUGUUUUGGACUGUCUUGUCAGAACAAAAAACUCAUACAUACCAUACUCAGAUACCAGCUUCUUUGUUGGACCUUCAGCUUUCUUGGUGUUGUUCUAUGCUGAUAACAUCCACUCAGAAGCUUUAACAGUAACACGUAAACGUCCAACAAUUUGUUAUUGGAGUUCAGAGAAGAUUAGAUAUCGAGAGACAUUUGAACAAGAAAAAGGUAGAUUUGGACUUGGAGAAUUAAACGAAGAAUUUGUUAAUGAACAAGAUGAAGGAGAUACAGAUCUCGAAGACAGUGAUUCUGAUAAAGAUGAAGAUCAUUCUGUUGAGGAAAAGCUGAAUUCAAAGCUUAAUGAUGCGAUGACAAAGUUCCCUGAAAAGGAAAGUUUUAGAAUUUUCAAAGAAAAGAUGACAAAUAUGAUUGUUGAAGAAAAAACUGAAAGCACAACACUUUUUAAUUUUCCAAGUAAUGAAACUGGAGUUGAAGGAAUCAAUUUGACACCAAUAAUGGGUCAAAAAACAAAUGAUCAAAAAGAAAAUGAAGAUAAAGAGGGAAAUGGUGAAGAAGACAGUGAUAAUGAUGCAAGUCAACCAGAAGUAGAUUAUUUGCUUGAUUCAAAUGAAGCAGAGAAUGAAGGAAUAAAGAAUGAUGCAGAUAAGAAUAAAAAAGAAGGUGAAAUUGGAGUAAAAGAGAAAGAUGGAAAGAGGAAUGAAAAUGAGAAUGAUGAAGAGGAAAAAGAUGAUCAUGCUGAGGAAACAAAUAAUCAUGAAGAGACUAUUCAACAAACUGAAAAUGAAAAUUUGUUGGAUAAAGUUGUUGACAACAUUGUGGACAAUGUCCUUGGAAUUGGAAUUUCAAGUUUAAAUAGUCAAGAAGAUGAAAUCUGGAAUCACCCUGAAAUGAAAACUAUUUUCGAUAAUAUUGAUAUAGGGUCACCAAUGAGUACAGGUAAAACUAAUACUCUUGCAGAAAAGGAAAAAUCAGAAGGUGUACAUGAACAAGGAACAAAAGUUGAAAAAACAAAGGGAGAUGAUACAGGUAAAUGA
Lactuca virosa is the source of this 1110-nucleotide messenger RNA. Lineage: Eukaryota; Viridiplantae; Streptophyta; Magnoliopsida; Asterales; Asteraceae. The record is from the annotation of a GenBank genome assembly.